AUGACGCAUCUGAAAUUCGUCUCGCAUAGCGAAUGUAUGAACUCUGCCAAAAUUCGUCCGGGUCUCGUUCUUUUGCAUGGCCAGGUGAGUUAAGAUUUAGUGCCUUUUUUCCGCUGCUGUCAUUGUCUUUGUGCUGUUCAAUGAGCCAGAUGACUUAAUAGAUGUAUUUUUCUUUUUGUAGGAAGACAACAAUACGCGUAAUAUUGCUCUUGUUCGCAAAGGCGAAGCUAAAGGCGUACCAAUGAGCCGAAGAGAUCGAAAAUGAGAAGGAUCCCGUCAAAGACAAUCUCUUGUGCGCCGCUGUUAUUCAGACACAACUUCAGACAACCCCAGCAUACCUACCUCCGCUGAAGGAGCCCAAGCAUUUAAGAUUGGACGUAAGCACUUCAAAUUCAGUAGCAAAACCCACUCAGCAGCUUCAAGACUUACAUAAGUCCCCUAGUGAAGGUGAAAAGACCUGAUCAGGAAAUCUCCAAAGGGAUCGAGUUCAACUUCAAGACUCAUCAUCAAACGCUGAUAAAACCGCCGACAUUGUUACUGCAGCAGUGGACAUAUUCAGCUUAAGUCGCCUCCCAACACCCGAGCCAACUAUCUUCUAUGCUCUUAUACUGUGAAAGGUUUGAACCCAGAAGGAGUCAUUUUAUAAGUACGUUGAGUUUGAAUGCCUGGGUUAUCGUAGUCCUGAAUAGGAAUGCUGUUGUUGACAGUGACUGACGUUUCGACAACCAGUGCAGUUAACUCAUCUUCAGAGUCACAUGUACAGUGACUUGUAUCACGUCAGUUGAUGGUAUACUCUGGUUAUUGACCUGAUUGGUCAAUAAUUUUAUACCAUCAACGGACGUGGUACAACUCCCUUUGACUCUGAAGAUCACUUCUAUAUGCUCUUAUACACCGAAAAAACCUACCAUUAAGCGACAAGAUGUAUUAUUUGAAACGAUACGUUAGUGGAUCUGCCAAGCAAGCAAUAAGCAGAUUACAGUCGACUCUCUCUUAACGGACACCUCUAUAAGACGGACACCUCUAUAAAACGGACACCUAGAGUUGGUCCCUGCCUUUGUUUACAGUCGACUCUCUCUUAAGGGACACCUCUAUAAGACGGACACCUCUGUAAAACGGACACCUAGAGUUGGUUCCUGCCUUUGUUUAUUCCCUUUAUUUGACUCUUUAUAAGACGGACAUCUCUCUAAGACGGACACUUAGAGCCGGUCCCAGAGGUGUCCGUCUUGGAGAGAGUUGACUGUAGAUCGGAAGCUUACAAACAAGCAUGGAGCAUUCUGGACGACAGAUUUGGUCUCCUAUUUACAGUAACUAAAGCGUACAGAGACAAGCUACAAAGAUGGCCAAAGAUUGGUGCUAAGGAUCAUCAAGGCCUCAGAGGAUUCGCUGAUUUUCAACAAGUGUAGAAACGUGCAAUGCAAACAGUAAAGGAUCUAUAACCAUCUUAAAUGAAUAUAUGGAAAAACAGAAGUUACUUGCCAAGUUACCAGACUGGCUUAUCUCCCGAUGGAACAGAGAGGCCACAAGGGAAAUGAAAGAACAAAAGAGAUAUCCAGAUUUCAAGACCUUCACGGCCUUUGUUCCCAGGUGACCUGCAUGCUCUUGAGACGACUUUCUUGUAUUUGUGUACUGCUUACUAACUAAAGACUUUUUAGAAAAAAAGUAUUGUGUUCAAAUAACAGCUUUGAUCUUUAAGAAUAUUUUAUUUUGUUAUUACUGUUGUAUUAUGAUUAUUUUUAAUCAAUAAAUACGUUAAUUAAUUAAUUUCUUUAUUUUUGCAUUUUGUACUGUAGUGUAAUUAAUGUCAUUAGUCUGCUACUGUUGUUAAAUAAAUAAAGAUUCGAGGGAACCUGAACGAUCAUCUACUCAACGGACCUGACCUAAAUAACAAUUUGACGGGCGUACUCUGCAGAUUCAGACGAUAUCCUUAAGCUCUUACUUGCAAUGAUUCCUUUAGUGGCCUAAUGGUGAAACAAAGCAAGAGCCCAAGGAAUACAAAAUGAAAAUGCAUUUGUUUGGGGCAACUUCUUCGCCUGGUCGGGCCAGCUAUGGUUUAAAUACAUGGCUAGUCAAGGGAAAGAAGCGUACCCUCCCCUUCAGCAAUAGUUCAUUACUCGUGAUUUCUACGUAGAUGACGGAUUACCCUGCAUUGAGUCCAAUGAGCAAGCAAAGGACCUCAUCCGAGGAGCUUGUGAAAUUUGCAAGAAGGGUAGCCUUCGUCUUCACAAAUUUAUAGCAACCGAUCGCAAAGUGCUCGAAUCAGUACCCUAAAAUGAGAGAGCUAUGCUUCGGUUUUACCAUCGUUCUAAAGGAGCCUAAACUAGAAGAGUAACCUGAGAUCGGGCCCAAUUUUAGCGGUUCUCAUACAUUCUCCCCAACGGCUACCGCUAAAAUUGGGCCUGAUACCUGUUUUCGGUUCGCCUUGCCCGCCGGAAUGUUAUUGCAAAGCGAAACGAAAAUUGAGCGUGAUCUCAAAGAACUGAUACUACAGGAAACAUGUAGAGGUGUCAGCUGGGAUAAGCCUCUGCCUGAAGACGUUCAGCCAAGGUGGGAACACUAGAAACUUGAUCUUUUGCGCCUCAAAGAGUUACAAACUUGAGAUGCCUCGAGCCGAAGACGACGAGUCAAAACAAGACCUAUGAGUUACAUAAUUUCGAAGACCAACAGAAGGCCAGAAGAUGGAAGAUCUACCCGAAGAUAGAGUGGAAUCUACCCGACCUUUUACAUACUGUGGAAUGGACUGCCUUGAGCCUUUCACCAUCAGGAAAGAAGAAAGGAACUGAAGAGAUACGCAGUGAUAUUUACUUCCAUGAGUUCUCGAGCAAUGCAGAGCAGUUGGAGGAAAUGACAAGCAAUGCCUUCAUCAAUGCCUUAAGAUGCUUCAUAGUAACUUCUCAAACUAAUAAUUCAUAGAGAAAGUAUAAAGGAAAUCAACGUUUAAUGAGCGUUUGGAAAUCAAAUGAAAAACUGCUCAUUUUUGCAUCAUUAAUUUCUCCUUCUAAAAUCAUUUUGUUUGAGAAGUAAUAUCAAGCAUUCGACACAGUGUUUCAUCACGGAUGAAACACCUUGAAGUUCGUCAAAAAUACUCCGCUGCGCGUCGUACUUUCAACUCUCUUCUCAGUGUUUCAUCUGGUGAUGAAACACUGCGUCUCAUGCUUGAUAUAUUACUCAAGGACCCAUCCAACAGCUAAGGUCCGACCAAGGCUCGAACUUUGUAGGAGCAAAGAAUGAACUCGCACACGCCAUGAAGGAGUUGGACAGUUGGACAGUUGGAUCCAAUCAUAUUUGACGACCAAUCGCUGCGAAUCCGUUAUGAAUGUCCCUUAUUCCAGUCACUGGGGAGGAGUAUGAGAAGAACAGAUGCAUUCGUUCAUCCGGACAAUCAUACUCAACCGACUUCUGUUCUCAACGAUUAUAAAGGAAGAAUCGAUACGUCCUCACAGUCAUUGCACACCUUCUUGUAUGAAGUCAUGGCUAUAGUCAACGGCCGACCAUUGACCUAUCAAUGUCUGAAUGAUCCAAAGAGUUAGAGCCUCUAACUCCAAAUCAUCUACUCACCAUGAAGAACAAGACACUUCUUCCACCUCCGGGAAAUUUCGUCAAGGAAGAAGUUUACGUUCAGAAACGAUGGCGAAAGGUUCAGUUUCUGGCAGAACAAUUUUGGAGUAGGUGGUGAAAGGAUUACCUCCUCAGCGUGAAUCCGAGACAAAAAUGGUUUCGGCCAAAGAGAAAUCUGAAAAUCGGCAACAUCGUAAUCGUUCAAGAAGUUCUACGGAACAAGUGGCCUCUUGGCAAGAUCAUGCCGAUUGGAGACUUCAACAGAUCAACAAGGUUUUUUUCGUUCUGUGAAGAUAAAGCAUGGAUCCUCAAAAAAAGGGAUAUGACACAAAUUCUUAUAUCAUCAAAAUACCAGUGCAAAGAGUGGUCCUCAUGUUGGAAGGCGUGGUCUAAGACAAGUUCCAAUGGCAAUGUUUGAUGUGCACAGUGAAAUUAUUCAGGAUUUAACAUUACGUCCCCUUUUAGAAUCAUAAAUAAUUUAGUGGGAGUGUAGCUACUGCGAUUAUCCACAAGUUAAUCCACUUAUUUUUCAUCCAAAAUUUGAUGAUGUUUUGUUUUCUUCACGAGUGCGCUAAAGCAAUUUCUAGAUUUAACUAAAAAGUUCUUUCUAAAGCAAGCUAGGUUACACGCGAGAGCGCCACACAAUACGGUCACUAAAAGGUGAAGUUUUUUAUUUGCGGAUAGUUGAUGCAAGUUUCUGUAAACUCUGAUCUCAAGAAACAAGGUUUCCUUGUUCUAGUGAUUUUUAAAGACAUCACGAAGGUAACUAUUUACGCUUCAUUUCUUUAUUUAAGUAAGCACUUUGUAAUUUCAUCCUUUAAGACCAAUUUUAUUGUUCAUUGAAUUAUAAAAUCAAGAUUUCAGAUUGGAUGAAGUGUGUAUCUUCUGUAAUUUCACGAUCUUAUUUGUGCGUCAACUGUCACAAAUCCACUUCCUUUUUUCUACUUUUCCCGUAUUUUUUGUAAUUAUUGUGUAGCAAAUAAAAUAAAAUGAAUAAAUAAAUUAAAAAAGUGCUAAAAAAAGGGAGUACUCAAGUAAUGUCUUCAAAUUCUGGAGAGCAAGAGAAUUUUAGUGCAAACAGGGAACCCAAGAACCCCCAGCGUGGGCUAAGGAGCUUUUUCAACAAGUGGAAAUAUUAGAGAAGCUUAAAAAUAUUCCACAAGGGAGGCAAGGUAGGAAAGAAAGUGGGGAGUCUAGCCAGGGCCCCCGAGCAUGUUUUAAGUGUGGUAGUCUGAUUCAUUUUAUUCCUGACUGCCCACAUCAAGUGCGUCCCGACCAGGGAAACGGAAGAUGGGCGGGGCACAGUCGGAAGUGACCCCGCCCGAAAAUCGAGAGGGGGUAAUUGGCCUUGUGAAGUCUAUGGUAUCAACUCUCAAGCCUUAUUGGACACAGGCACAGAAGCAACAAUUAUCGGCGAGGACUUAUACUAUCAAGGUAACACACGUAAGCAGACUCGACCCCACACAAAAGCCUGUUUUGGGGACCAACAAAAUGCCACUUAACGUUGUUGGAGAAACAGGGGUGACAAUUCAGCUGGCGGAAUCAGAGCUCAGCGUAAGGUGCUGGUGUGUCGUGGAUUACCACAGCAAUUGUUAAUUGGUGUAGAUUUUCUAACUGCCCACAAAUGCAUCAUUAACGUUGACACUAACACUGUCUACAGUAAGGGGGACCUAGCCUGUGAAAAUGCUCUCUGUUUGGGGAAAGGGUGAAAAAGUCGCGAGGAGACAAACAUUUGGGACCGCUAUUCCGCCCUCUAGUCUUGUAAUUGCCGAUCAUCUGUCAGCAAGAUUGUUAUCUGUCACUUGGAUACAUUGGAAUGUAAUCAAUUUCACGUGUAAAAGGGGGGUCGGUAGGCAACACACAUACUUUUACCUCGUGCCAAAAUGCUGAUUUUUCCAGUGGGUUUUUUCUCUGGCGGGUAGAUUAUGCUCUGGAGGGUCUAGUUUUAACUGAGAAAAUGUGACUUUUGCCGCUUUUUUCAUACUGAGAUGUGGUGACACGCAUAUGGAUUUUAUGCAGUUAUUUUUUCUGGUCGGCGUGAUUUGCCCUCUGAUGCAAGAACAUUCGCUGUAGUUAAAAAAAGCUCAUAAGUCAACCACCAGAAGACGCCAUGUUUAAGUUCAGAAGACCUGUUUACAAGGCAUUAUUUAAAUGUAGUCAAUGUAAAUCGACCCUGCUAACAGUCAUCCUCGGAGACCCAGGGGCAGUCAGUCGGGUCGGGAGGAAGGGCGCGACGAAAGUUUUCAAGUACGGGCGAAAGAGCCCCUGGGUACCGACUCUAACCGAGCUAUUUCCAAACAUUCAAGCGGAUGCCGGCUCCUGAUUGGACACAAAAAAUGCUUUGUAUUAUUGUGCCAAAUCGGCGAAGAGUUUCUCCUGAGUUCUUUUCGUGAGUUCGUACACGACGGCUAUUGUCUUGCCACACUUGCCCGGUUCGUUCACCAAGGUUGUGCGAGCAAGGGAAACUUUUAUUUUCUACUUUCCUAACCACAAACGAAGGAACUAGCGAUGAGUCAAAAUAACGUUUGGGAUGCUAUCAGCAGGAGCAGUUCAAUUUGCCCCGAGAAUAUUCUGUUUUUGAUUCAUCACAAUGUAUCGUAGAUAAUAGGAAGAUAAAGAUGGGGCGGCCGCGAGAAAGUCAAAUAAGCAAUACCUUGACAAGGCAAAACAACAACUUUGCACGUGCAUCACACUUUUUUGUACAUUUCUUUGCCGUCAACUGCACGACUACCCGUGAAAAUGCCUAAUUUCAUGUAUUGUGAAGGAGGUAAACAAACAAUGACAAAAUUCAUUCUCUUCAUGGACUUGGAUAUGUUGAUAGAAAUUCAGCUCCAGAAGAGUUCGCUUGCAUUUGCAAAGUAAGCGUGAUGGAAUAAUCACGAUAGAAACUGAAAAAAUGUGAAUUCCCUUUUCCAUGCGACGUUUUCGUGAUUGUCAGCCAUCAUGGUAGCUUUUAAAAAUUCCCUAAUAUUUAUGCAAGACAUGACCGAUGCAAGCUUGAAUACCUGUUGUAAGCACAAGCUUGUAUUUUUGGAAAAGCGUCUUUAGUUUUCGGGUAGACAGUAUUUUGAAAUCAGAUGGGGAUUUUAUAUCAAACUGAAAGUUUCCUGACUGCCGGCAUUUCUUUGGUGCAUGAGCCAGACAAGCCGUGAUCGAAACAAUAGCCGUCAUGUACGAGCUCACAAAAAGAACUCAGGAGAAACUGUUCGCCGAUUGGGCACAAUAAUACAAAGCAUUUUUUGUGCUCAAUCAGGAGCCGGCAUCCGCUUGAAUUUUGGAAAUAGCUCGGUGGUACCCAGGGGCUCUUUCGCCCGUACUUGAAAACUUUCGUCGCGCCCUUUCUCUGGACUGACUGCCCCUGGGUAUCCGAGGAUGGCUAACAGUCAGUGUUCCCGCCAAUAGGAGCUUGCAUCAGGAUCUGAUGCACAGCGGGUGCCGUGGAACGACGGUUGCAAAUGUUUGACUACAGGCUCUCACCCUUUCCCUUCCUACUCCUCGCGAUUUUUCACCCUUUCCUCAAACAGAGCUUGUUCACAGGCUAGGGGGGGACUUAGCAAGAGGGUCUUCGGAGACCUUGAUAGAGUGCACAGGAUGACUGUGGCUGACACUGUUAUGUUAUUUCCAGAUAUGUUCGCGGACAUACCCUGUGAGGUCCAGGGGAUGAAUGUCCUAGCGGAAUUUAUGGGUUUGCUAGAACCAAGUGAUAAAUUCUCAGAAAGAUAUUCUGCUGGGGCCUUUCGGACCGCAGUGUCAGUAAAAGAAGGCCACAUCCCAGUUCGUGUAUUUAACUGCCUUAUCAAGCCCCUCAAAAUUUACAGAUACAGCAGUAUAGGAGAUCUCUGCCCAUUGGUCAGCGAGGAGGAAUCAUUCGAAGAAACAAGUGUGGGUGUGGGCUACAAGGUGGUACCCUCUAGGGCUCCCGCGGAAGAUGGUGAGGUUGAGUUGGAAGCUAAACAUUGUGGGGUCAUUUUUGUCGAGGGCGUUGACAGUGGACGUUUCCGUUGGAAGAGAUGUUCCCUACUAAUUUGGUUUCAGACGAGGAAAAACUUAGGCAUUAUGAGGUGUUGUCCACUUAUGCUGACUGCAUUUCAAAGGGGCCGUGGGAAGGGAGUGAAACAUACCAUCAACACAGGCUCUGUCCAGCCAAUCCAGGUACCCCCUCGAAAAGUCCUCUUUCCCGAAAGGCAGGAGGUGCGUCUCCAAGUGGAUGAAAUGCUUGAAGCACAAAUUAUAGAGCCGUCUGAUUCCCCUUGGUCGUCUCCGGUGGUUUUAGUGACUAAACCUGAUGGCACUCAACGUUUCUGUGUGGACUACCGUGCUCUUAACUCAGUGACCAAGAGAGAUCUGUACCCUUUUCCAUGUUUUCCUUUUCUCAUCUCGACCUCCUUAGAGGUUAUUGGAAGAUCAAUGCAGUAGAGCAAGAUCGCAAACUGAGUUUCGGCCUUACCAAUGCACCUGCGUGUUUUAUGAGGGCUAUGCAUCUUAUCUUGAAGGGUUUUUGCUGGUCAGACUGUCUAGUGUAUCUAGAUGACAUUAUUAUCUUUGGCCGUAUACUGGACAGUGAUGCCAAUGACAGUGGGCUAGGGGUGGCGUUGUCUCAGGUUCAAAGUGGGAUGGAACAUGUAAUAGAAUAUGCUGUACGAGCACUCUCAAAGGCUAAGAGGAAUUAUAGCACCACCUGGAAGGAACUAUUGGCCCUUGCGUGGGCAACGGAGCACUUCAAGACAUUCCUCUAUGUUCAACAUUUUCUGGCCACGACUGACCAUAGUGCUUUGCAAUGGCUAAGGAACUUUAAGAAUCCUAGAUGCCAGGUGACCAGGUGGCCAGGUGGCUUGAAUGACUUAGUGACUUUGAUUUUGAGGUGGAACAUCGUCCGGGUCAGUUGCAUGCCAAUGCAGAUGGACUGUCCAGUCUUCCCUGAGAUGAGGAUGCAUCAGAUAAGGAUAGGAGAAAUGCUACCCUGAUUCAGUCUGUGAAUAUGGAACAGGGACAGUUUACGUGCGACUCAGAACCAGGAUCCUGUCCUUUCACAAGUUGUGAGUUGGCUUAAAACUGGUGUCAAACCCCUAGAGGUGACGUGGAUGGAGGGGGGAGCAAACUGCUAUCGUACUGGUCACAUUGGCGAAGGCUGUUUUUGAAGUUUGGUGUAUAGAGGUUGGGAACAUGAAGUGUCACGCCAAGAUUGUAUCAACAAAUCUGCAUACCUGAGAGUCUUGUGCCACAAGUUUUGUCCCUUGCACGAUGAUCCUUCAGCAGGCCACCUUGGCGUGUCAAAGACUCUAGAAAACGUCCGUAGAAGACUUUACUGGCAAGGCAUGCAGGAGGAUGUAACGAAUCACAUUAGGACAUGCGGCCUAUGUGCUGAAGUUAACAACCCAUCCAAACAGCCUCAGGGGCCUCUUAUCAACAUUAAGGCCCAUCACCCUUAACAAAGGGUCGCAAUAGACAUUGUGGGUCCCAAACCGAGAUCUACUUAAGGUCAUGAGUGGUUGCUGGUGGUCUUCAAUCAUUUUACUAAGUUUGCUGAAGCUUUCCCAGUAAGAAGCAUCUCGGCUGUUACACUGGCGGAGAAAGUGAUGGAUGAGUACAUACGUCGGAUCAGUUGUUUCAAGGGUUUACAUUCUGAUCAGGGAGCUAAUGUGGAUUGAGUUGUCUUAAAGGACUGUGCGGGUUGAUUGAUGCAGCGAAAACAAGGACAACACCUUACCAUCCUCAAGUGGAUGGGCAGUUGGAGAGACUGAACAAAUCUCUGGUGAAGAUCCUGUCUAAGCUGAUUUCUGAUCAUCGCUGUGACUGGCUGCAUUUUGUGCCAAAAGCGGUUCUUGCUUACAACACCAGUGUGCGCGAAUCGACUCUAUUAACCCCUUACCGCCUAAUGUUCGGCAGGGAAGCUAUUUUGCCAUCGGAUGCUAUCCUGAGGUUCGAAACGGCACCUCCGCAAGGGUCGGUGCAGAAAUAUCCCAAAUAUGUUGUUCUGCAAAAACAGCAGUUAAAGGAGACAGAGCAACUAGCGAGGCAGAACCUCAAGCCAGUGCAGAAAUUUCAAAAGCUUAUUACAAACAACAAGUGCCAUGGUCAAAGGUUCCUUGUAGGAGACAGGGUGUGGUAUAAAAACAGAGCCAUGACGAGAAGAAGGAAAUUUUUCAAGCCCUGGUGUGGUCCUUGGAGGGUUGUGAAGGCCCUGUUUGAUGUUACUCAUUGCAUUGAGGAGGAAGCCAGGAAAAUGUCGCUAGAGGAAGGUGGUCCACCUCAAUUAUUUGAAACCAUGCUUUACGCCACUUGAAACUCAAGAGAAACCCUCCCGGGAAGCAACUCCGAUGCAUGUGGAAGAAACACCUCCUGUGGAAACCUUGAGAGCUGUGCGGCAACCGAGUCAAGGGACCUCAGCUGACUCUGGAGACGUUGAAUUGGAAUGGCUGGAAAACACUCCUACUACCGGCAGAAGAGCUUUCUCAUCCCCCUCAUGAGCGUGAAGAGAGUGGUGCACUAAGCUCGUCUGUCUCAGCCAGUCUUCUCUAGCAAGUAAUGAAGCAUCUCGUGAACUGUGUCAGACUCCAGUGAGACCGAGACAUGAAUAAAGACAGCCUGUCUGGCUCCGAGACUACAGUAUCGCUCAAAAGUAAGUUACCAGUCGCGUCUCGUUUCCUGCGUGACGAGAAUCGCGUCGCACGCUACGUGAUUAUCAUCGCGCGCUACGAGAAUCGUGUAGAAUCAUUGAAGAGGCAAUCUUUGGCACAAAUUAUUGACGACACAUCCAGCGAGAAACCAACCUAAAAUUUACCCAAGCGUUACCUCGAAGACUGAGGAAAACUAGCAUUAGACUUGGGGUUAAGUUUCUUUCAAGAAGAUUUUUUUUAGCUUCUCAUCAGCACCCUGUUUAGUUUUCGACUUUAUUUGCGAUUGACAUUUGACACUACACUUCAUCAUGACAUUUCGUUCGCGAAAACGUGAAAACCGCUUCCACUUUCCUUGAUUUUUUGAAAUUAUAGGCAAACCAACGUGAGAAGAACCAAAUAUACUACAAAUCGCUAGAGAUGAGUUUCUCCAAAAAAAUUUGUCAGCUCUUUUGAUGUGUGUAGUUAUCGGUCACGAGUAGCGGCAACUUUUGCCGACGAAAUCCAACACCGGAGGUACUCUUGGGAAUUCUUUGUGGGGCUGUGCCGCCCGGUUCUCCGAAUCCUGACCUUAUUUCAGAACAAAAAAUGUAAUUUUCCACACCCGCUUUCAGACCAGGCCCCAGUUGUUCAAAAGCUGGAUAGCGCUAUCCAGCGGAUAAAACACUAUCCAGUGGAUAGGGCAAUUGGUUUCCCUAAUACUUAUCCACGGGAUAGUAAUUUAUCUGGUGGAUAGCGCUAUCCAACUUUUGAACAACCGGUGCCAGACCUCUAAAAUCCAUACCCGUUUUCGGAGCCUGGCCUUUAGGCAUAAAUUAUUUUAUCAUUACGUAGAUUAGAGCGCCAACAAAAAAAAAUUCAAAUCCAUUUUGAAUUCGCAUGUUUCUCUUUGUUUCUUACUCAUUUGCAAUUGAAUCGAUAAAUACGUUCAUACACUCCCAUAGUUCCCUCAAAAUCCAAACCCGAUUCCAGACCAAAAUGGGCAAAGUGUAUACCGGUUUUCAGACCAAAACGGCGCAAAAACCCUAACUGAUGGGGUGGCACAUACUUAUAUAACUUAUAUAAGGGAGUAGCCCCCGGAUCCAACAUCGGUAAAAAUUCAAAUACGCAUGACAGUCACUCGGUGUACGAUCACGACAUAAUGUUAGCUCAAUAGAUUGGUUCAUUAUAGCUUUUUUUUACACUUGAUUUAUGAAAGAAAGUUGUCUUCAAUUUAACAAAUUACAGCGGCCAAAUAAGACAACAGUACGGUGGCCCAGAAGGGUCACACGUGCAAAUUAAAAAUUGUACAUGCAAACUAAAAAUUGUGCUGCAAAUUGAAAAUAGAAAACAUAUCGAUGCAAAUUAAAAGUGAAAAGUCCUGCGCGCGCAGUAUGAGUGAUGAGGACCUGGUCCGAGCCGUGCGACCUGGCCUUACAGCCGUCGGCCCAUUCACGUUUCAUGUUUGUAAUAUUUUUAGUUUGCAUGUACAAUUUUUAAUUUGCAUGUCCUAUUUUUAAUUUGCAGGUAAAAUUUUUAGUUUGCAGCAACAUUUUCAAUUUCCAUGUGUGACCCUUCUGGGCCACCGUACAACAGUACAUUUGCUGAACAGCAUUUUGUUGCGUGACAACAAAUCUCAAAUUUGCAUAGUGUCAAAACGUUUAAUUUGAAACCUACUUCCCAGGUAAUGUAUUUGCCAACUUGAAAAGAUACGCUUUUCGGCAAUUCGAUAAGCUCACUGGCUUAAACUUUAAAGCAGUUCCAUGAAAAAAAUUUCAGGAAGGGUGCCGCACACCCCCACCCAAUUUUUCUGGAAGUACCCCCGCGGGAAUUUUCACCCGUAAUUUGUAUACAAAUAGGGGGUCAUUGUGCCAGGCGUUCCUUGCGGAGACUGUGGAAACUGGGACUAAGAUCGUUGCGUGAUCAAAGCCACGCACGUUUUGCGAAUAAAGCUUAGGAAAGAUUAAAUUUAGAGCUUUUCCGAAACGUGUCGGUCCACGAAUUCUAUCGCUUGAAAGUGUUGAUUACUUUGGAACAGCUGAACACUACUGAGUGGUCGAAAAAAAAGGAUCUUAAUUAGCAAAAUUGCGAUGGUUGGGUGUUGUAAACUUUCAUUGUAUACAAAUGGUUCUUGUGAUGAGCAUGCGAUUUAUUUUAGGCGAUGAUUGAAAUGACGUUCUGUGUAAAUCACUUUUUUGAUAUCUGGCAAUGACGUAAUUUGUCUGGAAUCGAGGCCCUUGAAUUUUCGAGUAUUAAUUUUAUACACGCGUAUAGCCUGCGAUCGCAGAAAAAUUUCUGGUCGUCGCUAACACGCCUACUAAAUCAAUUCAAAGACAAAUAAAAAGUAUCGAGGUCGAUAAAGCAGGAAGUAAGAAACCUUAAGCGAGUAAAUCAUGUUUCUUGUCGAAUUAAUCGCCUCCUUAUUUCUUGAUCUAAUCUCCAAGCAGGUGAGACUGAAUGCUGCUGUAAACGCGUUCUUGGGUUAGAAGUUCUUACUUGUACCUCUGACCUUACGAGGCAGGGAGCAGUGUAACGUGGGGCAUAUGCCCGAGUUAGGUGGGACAUGCGUAGUAUUGCUGACUUUAAACUCGUGUCCCUCGUGUAACUCGUGCGCUAGUUUAGUAAAGUGAAUCGAAUGCUAGUUGUGUUGUUACUUGUUGCACAUUGAUAAUAUUUUCGUUUUCAUUAAGUACCGGUACAUGUAAUGGAAAUACAUAUUUUUAAACAAUAAUACGGUGUGCGUGCCCUAUACUAUGUAAAACCAGUAUUUCAUUGUACCACUUUGUUUCUGAACGAAACAGAAAAGUUGUAAUUGAACAGACGAUUUCUUAGUACUGUAUUUUUGUGAAGCGAAUUUAAGUUAGAGAAUAUUUACUUUGGAGUAAAUGUUUGCAGGAAAAAUGUUUGCGGUAGUUUUUAUUUGCGGGAACUUAUUUUUGCGGAAGCUGGAAAAAUCGCAAAAAUCAGAACCCGCAAAAAUUUCGUGCCACACGGUAUGCCGACAUCUCAAACGUUUUCAUACCUGCAGGAAAAUAAAUAACAUUUUCUUAAAGUUCCACCAAUCGUUAUAAAGGAUGCCAAAAUCACAGAAAUUGGUUAGAUCGUUCUUACUGAAAACCCCAUUCAAAAACAUAACCAACACACAUAUAAAUAGGUUCGGGCCUCCUUAUUAAACAGAUUCAAGAUUCUAUUCAUUGGCAAAUCUUGGACAUUAUGGAGAAUUUUUAAUUCCAUUUUACAGUAUAAGAUCAAGCAUGAUGAAACAUGUCAGUCAAGCUUGUAAAGUUGACUGUGCUGUUGGGUGAACCCUUACUGUGAAAUUAUGCUUGUAAACAAGGACUAUUAUUUAAGCCACUGGCUAGGGUAACCCUAGCAACCUCCCUCCUCGUAAACAGGCCCAAAGGCAGGUACAGCACUAGCUGUAUUAGCUGGCUACUUGUUAAUUUCACGCAACAAAUCCUUCCUGGAAUGUGAAGCCAUGGCAAUACAAGUCUAUGUGAAUCAGUGAUGAACAGCCAACAGCAUCUUGGGAACGAGGCCAAUGUAAUUUUGUAUGGAAAUAUCAGCGCCAUUCCCAGGCUGGAAGCCUGGGUAUGAUGUAAUAUUGUUAAUGAUGUCAACUUUAUUAGAACACUGUAAACUGCCGCUUAUAAGCCCUUGGCUUAUAUAUCUUUGUAAAGGGUUUUAGGAGGGCUUAUAAACGGAGGGGCUUAUGACUGAACUAGAAAAAGCUCUUCAAAAAGCUAUGACAGUAUUGAUCCAAAUACAGCUGUGAGUUUUGCAUUUUUAAGUAGGCUUCAAAAUGUCAUAAUAGAUCGAAUUCAUUUUCACAUAAGCUAGAGGGAAGCUUACACUUUAAAUACCCAGGGGGCUUAUAAAAAGAUUAUUUUUGUUUACACGUAGAUGGGCCUAUAACUGGGAGGCUUAUAGGCAGUCUAUGGUAUAUUCAAUGUCAGUCACUUUACAGUUGGCAGUCUGCUGUCUGCAAUGAGCAGACUACCAGUGUCAUGCACCAACCAAAACUCAAAGAAACACAGGUAAUACUAAUAGUGGUUACAACAAUUAUUCUUACAGAAACUACAACCACACAAAGAAUAUACUACAUUGUACUUAUCCACUAAAUUAUUGCAAUGUAUUUUUAAUUAUCACUGAAUAUUAUACAAAUGCACCGUAGAUAACAUUUGAUGCGUUGUUUAUGAUGUGGGUCAAAAUUAAAAUCAGGUUAACAUUUUUUAACCUAGGUUGAUUCUCAGUUUCCUUUGUCUCCUAGCCCGAAUUACUGGGCUGCCUAUGGUACGUCCAGUGUUUCUUUCAGUUUUCGGUCGUCUGUGAAGGAAAACGAACACCUGAGUUGGGGGGGAAGACACGAGGUCUGGGAAAGGGAAAUGAUGUUCUCACAAAUUGCUUCAUACGAUUUUCUCCUGCACAAAUAUUUUUUGUACGUCAAAAUUUCAAAGCCCUAAAAUGCGAUUUUCAGCGUUCUGUGGACUAAUUUGGGGACAAAAGGGCGUGUUUUUCAUUCAAGAAAAAGUAACUUUCAGUUUAUCAGUCACACAAUCAAUUCCUACAAGCAAUGAGCAAAUGAUGAAAACUAAUUUACGUACUUUUGCAGGUAAACAAAUUCUGCGUAUAACUAUAAAGAAACUUGAGAAAAAAUGACUGAAAUAAAGCAUUCACAUGUCUAAAGCAUGACGUAAAACCAGUGGGCCUUUAUGAAAACACGUCAUAAUUACGUUUUGAUUCAGAUUUUACGAUAUAUUUUUUGUUUACAACGUUAUUCAAACUAGUUGGUUCUUCUUUCUAGAAAAAAAAAGUACUCGCCCUCUAUUAACAAAGUAGCCGACGUGUUUCGUCAGCCGUCGUUGCUUAUUGAAACCUCUGCAAUUCAUAUUAGUAUUGCGGUAAAAAAUGUUUUAUCGAUCAUAUUUUGAUCUAUUUACAUUGUUUAAAGUGUGUCCUAAUGAAAUCAACAUCCGAGUGAGAAACCUUUAAACUCUUUUAGGUUGCACAAUGCAAAGUUGAAGAAAAAUAACAAAAGAAAAAUCUUAGAACUGAAUAUUCUUAUCUUGUGGAAAGAAAAAUAAUGCGUUUUCAGGUAGACUGUACACUGCAAAUUAGGAUAGUCUAUUUAAAGUCUCAUUGCAAUUAAUGAGGCCCGUGGAUCGGGAUCAAUGGGCAGUUGGCUGUCUGUUUUAGUAAACUCUUCGUUUUCAUACUAUAGAUUAAUUUCUGUCUGGUGUACAAUGUAGGUCUCUAUGACAGCCCAGCAAGUCACCUGUCAGUGAGUCUAGUUAUUUAUGAGUUACAGCUGGGAGAAUCAACCUAGGUUUAAAAAAAUUAAACCUGAAUUUAAUUUUGACCUGUAACAUGUACAUGGAAUACCAGUAAUAACAAAGAAGGACAUGAACAAUUUCCUUACCGUUUACUGUUAUGUCUUGCAUCAAAUCCUACAACAACUCCUCUUUCUUGUAAGUCUGGAAAAAGUUUUUCUAAAUAUCGACAAAGCCCCUGUUUGUAAUAAAUAUAAUUCAAUUCAAUUUUAUUAUUCACACUUUAUAAAAUAUUUACAUUAUAUAUAGUAAGGUAGGAAUACAAUAAUAAAGGAGAAGAAGAAGGAAAAAAAAAAGAAAAUUAAUGGCUUGGGUAGAAGUGUACGGUGGUCACGCAUUUGGUCAUAGAAGAGUAGAAACAACAUCAAUCAAAAGAAAAGUAACAUGAAAAGUAAGAUGAGGAGAAGGGCUCACACUGAAGAAAUCAAUAAAUUAGGCAAGCAGCUCACACAGUUUGCUUGCCCGGAGUCACGUCAUGCUUGUCUUAGUUAAUGAUGUUGUCAGAGCAUGACUUGCCUCGACCCUUGCCCAUUGGGCAAGUAAGGUUUAAAAGCCAUUUGCCUAGCAAGAAAAUCUGCUUGUCCCAAACUACCAGCCGAUGGGACCUUUUUUUAAUAGUAACAGACCAAUGAAAUAGCUCAACCGUAAGUCACUGUAAACAUUGAAAAUAUGUACUUCAUCACUUAAUUAAGCCAGUAAUAGAGGUUAUGCUGCCGCUGGAAAAUUUAUAGUUGGUGAAAAAAAAGAAUUCAUUAAUUAACAAUGCUCUUUUUCUACCCGUAAAAUAGGAUUAUAGAGAUCCAUUGACAUAUACCAAUGCACUAAUUAAUCAAGAGAUAAUAUUUCAAUUGACCUUCAUAUCAAUCCUUUACAAAACUUAAAAAAAAAUGUUACAUACUAUAAAGUUCUACACUGUAAACAGAAACAAGAUUGGCAUCUCUCAAUUUUUUUUUAAUGGCUCACACCCCAAAGACCUGUUACCACUAAUGAAAACAACAACAUCAAAGAUAGUCUUUUUUAUUGUACCCCUAACAAGAUAAUAUUAUAGUUAAUUUAAAAGCAGCCCAAAAGAACUACUAUUAUGCUUAACUACACUAUCCAGUGAAAGCAUGAUAUCAUUAUAUAACUUCAUUAGUCCUGUCGCAUUACUGUCACAGGUCAUGAAGCAACUCAUGCAAAUCAUUGCCAACCAACAGACAGUAACCUUGGUACCAACUACUUUCUUCAAUAAGUUUGAAAACAAUAACAUACUUAACAUUGGAAAGUGGACAGAAGAUAGUUAAGACUUAUGAUGGUCAGCAUUAGCUUUCUGCAGCAAAGGUCAUGACGUAGCAAAUAAAAAAAUGGCAAAAUUGUACAUGUACAAUGAUAAUUUCACUGACCUUACACGAGGUUUUGAAACAAUUGAAUAGACUAAAUUUUUGACUAUUUGUGGUCUUUUUUUGUUGCACACUCCUUAGUUUUACUGUUGAAAGGGACGUGUAUUUGUAAUGGGUACAUGCAUGGUUCACCCACUCAUUAUUUUACAUCUUGUAUUUCAUAUUAUUAUAAAGGAAAUAAAGGGAGAUGUAAAGAAUCAACCAUAAGAGGACACAGAAAAAAUCUGAGCCCCAGAUGGGAUUCGAACCCACGACCCUCCAUGUUCUAGAUCGCAUGCUCUGACCUCUAAGCUACUGAGGACUCGUUGGCAAGCAAGGGUCAUUUUUGUGGGUUGGACUUGCGAACCGCAUCUCGCAGUCACACAGUCCAUCACAAGCAACACAUUAAGGCUUAACUGUAUCACACAGUCACAUUAAUAGUAAGAAAUGUCUCACUCAUGAGUGAGACAUUUCUCAUUUCUUUCUAUUAAAAACAGAAAAAGCCAAAUUAGUUUCCUUUUGAAUUUCCUGUUUAAAAUUCUACCAGUGCAGAACCUUUUUUAUGUAAAACGCAUUGUUUUGUUGAAUUUUUAGUUAGAUCCACCUAACCCUAUUUAUAUACGUAACAAAAACGUCAAAAUCUUCAAAAUUUACCAAAAUUAUUGAAAUGACGUUCAGUUUAAUUCUAGCCUAAGAAAAAAGGAAAAUAUUUUUCGUUUUUCAUUUUAUUUGCAAAAAAAUACCAAAAAAGGAAAAAACAAAAAUCUGCUUCCAUUUUCCGUUUUUCAUUUUAUGCACAAGAUUUGACUUCUGGUCACUCAUUAUCCCACUUACGUAUGGAUAAAUGAGGUGUUGCUCAGAGCUGGCCCAGAACACCCCUGGCACACCCUCAGGACACCCCUGAAGAACUCCCUGACGGGCAAGAACCCCCGGAACAUCCUUAAUUACAAAAAUUAGGCAAAAUAAUUACAAACCAAGAAAUACCCUAAAAUAUCAUCAAUGAAUCAAUAACUGAUAUGUUUUAUCUGUAACGUAGAUCAGCCAUUGUCUGAAAUAUUGCUGAGAGAGCCAUCAAGAGGGAAAAAAUAAACCAAAAAUAAAAUGUGUUUUAAAUAAAUAGCUUCUACAAUGCUGUACUGUCUACUGUGUAUAACUUAUAAAAUUUGCCGACCUAUUUUGAUUCUUGCCUGUUUUCUUCUUUUAUUUUGAUAUUUUGUCUUUGAUCAAAAGAGAAAAUAUGUUUGGUUUUAUUGUUCCAUGUUGAUUUUCCAGCUAAUGUUCAUGGGUUUUUCUUUUGGGCAGGUAGAAUAUAGAUUGCAUGGAGAAUUCUUUGUCCUUUAGGGGUUUCCCAGGAGGGGGCACUGUCUCUUAUUUGGCCUUGCAUGACGGGUAUGUAGCCCUGAGCAGAGCAUGGUUUUAGGGGUUUUGGACCAGAAUCCUUCAAAAGAUUUAUUGGUAUAUGAAUGAGUGACCCGGCCUUGAUUAUGGCUGACCAUCCACUAUUGAAACUGUGACAAAAACAUCAUUUGAGAAGUCAAGCGCUGUAAAUUUUGAAAAAACCAAGACUAGCUGGAAAUCUAAAGUGAAACACUAAUAAAAGCUAAAAAUAUUUUUACUUUUAAUCAGACAAAAUACCAAAAUCAAAGAAAACAAGACAAAAAUCAAAAUAAGUGAAUUUUAUUAAAGUGAUACUCCUCGAACACAAUAAACUACAAAUUGGGUAAAAGAUAUUUAGUGACAAUGUUAUAAAUCCUACAUGGGCCCUUCGCUUGGUUCUAAUUUAACUCUUCUAUUUUAUUUGGUUGAUUUUUUUUUCUUGACUUCAGUUGUAGCUCUUUCAAGUAUAUUUCAGACAAAAAGGCUAGUAAGUAAUCGUAUAAAGGCAACAGGCUACUUUCUUAAAAUCUUGAGAAGUCACAAAGUAGUGUGAAUUCAUCAAUCUGAUCCAAUCUCCAUUUCCCAGUAACAGAUAAAACAAACAUAUUCAGUUAUUGAUUAAUUGAUGAUAUUUCAGGGUAUUUUUUGGUUUGUAAUUUUUUGCCUAAUUUUUGUAAUUAAGGGUGCUCUGGGGGGUUCCAGCCCGUCAGGGAGUUGUUCGGGGUGUGUUCCUGGUUUUACAGACACCCUACAACAACAAAUUAACAUGAUUAAAGUGUCGCAAACACAUAAACAACACCGUUCCCAACCCAUGUUCUUACAAUGAUUGUGAAAUAGUUGUCUCUGUUCCUACUUGUCUCAGUGGAACAGCAACUUAACCACCCUGUCAUUGGCAAAGUAUUAUUUCCGAUCGAUGAUGCGCCCAAAUUGUAAAUUGGUUGCCUGAUGUGAUCCACUGUGAGGCAUCACUAGUACUGUAUUUUAUCCACACGCCAAUGGUAUACUGGCCUACGCUCUGAACAACACCUCAUUUAUCCAUACAAAAAGGUGAUAACGAGUGACCAGAAGUCAAUUCUUGUGCAUACAACGAAAAACGGAAAAUGGAAGUAGACUUUCAUUUUAUGUAUUUUCUUGUGAAUAAAAUGUUUUUUGUAUUUUUUUUUUGCGCAUAAAAUGAAAAACGGAAAACAGAGGUAGAUUUUUGUUUUUCGCAUUUUUGUAUUACUUCUUUAAUAAAAUGAAUAACAAAAAAAGAAGAUGGCUCCUUUUUUUUUCUUAGGCUAGAAUGAAACUGAAAGUCAACUCUACAAUUCUGGUAAGUUUUGAAGAUUUUGACGUUUUUCUUACGUAUGUAAAUAGGGAUAACUGGUUCUGACUAAAAAUUCAAUAAAAUGAUGCAUUUUACAUAAAUCACGGUUCUGCACUGGUAGAAUUUUAAACAGGAAAAGGAAACUAAGACUGUGAUUUGGCUUUUUCUGUUUUUGAAUAUAAAAUAGAAAAUGUAAAAUAUUGAGAGGACGAACCGUGCACUGGCCUUAAUGAUGUUCCCCAGAUAACGGACAUAACAUUACAUUGACAAACAAUGGGAACUCAUUAAAAAGCCGGAUGAAUGUCUUCGUAGGAGGCUAACAUUAUCGCUGCUUACCUCAGUACAUUCAUCCAAAAGAAAGGAAUUAAGCAUACAGGCAAUCUAGUCGAUAAACAACCAGUUCAGAAUGUUGCCAAGUUUACAAGUUUUUGCGUGAUACAAUUUUAAAAACAUUCAAACAUGAUACUGUAAAUUUUUCUAUUUCUUUAACAAAAGUACAAACCUGGGUAGCUUGGAUGAUAGUCAGAUCAUUAAUCCUGUUGAAACCUGCUCCCAUUUUUGAUCUUAAACCUUAAAAAAAUGACAACAAAUAAAAUAAAGUACCAUGUUACUGUCAAAAGAAUUCUCUUUCAUACACCUUGACAAUAAUUCAUAUUUUAGAGCAAACACCAGGGAUAAUAAAUUAAAGUAAAGUGACGGUUCUAAACUAGUCAAGUUUUCAUGUAAUUAUAUAAUUCCCAACAAGGCAACAAAGCUAAGAAGUGAAGCUGGCUCGGCAACAGAAUUCUUAAUGCUGCGCACUGUUUUGGAAAAUUUUUGAACUUCUGCAUAACCCUCCUUUUUUGCCCGUAUUUAGGUGUGAGUAAUACCCAAUAUUUGGGCAGUGACAUCAACUUCUUGCAUUUACAUUUUACUCCUUAUGGUUCAAGGCUAGGUAAUCCAGUGUGCUACUGUAGGUUGUGGACUAUGGAUUGCGUUUGUUGAGUUGUUGCUGAGGACCUAACAGGUGAGCAAAGUUACGAUUUCUUGUUUGAAAGGGCUCUUAGGGCCCUGUUUUCCUUCAUAAAUUGCGUUUAAAGGAGCAGCUGAUAAAGGAAUAGGGUUGUAUGCUCAAAUUUUAUCAGAACCAGAGUGUUCUUCACAACUCGAUUUAGAUUUAGAAUGCAACAAAUUCGCCGACCUUUUGUUUUAGAGACAAUCUAUAUGCCUUUCAAGAGACCCUUUGUCCUGUGAUAUGCACUAACUCAUUAGAUCGUUGUAUCUUAUUCAAAUUUACAUUUUUAUACCUCUUAUACAUACUUUUCCCAAUUCUUGCACUUUUCACACACAAACUUUACACCAAUUUUUUUUUUUGUAUGCAUAACUCCACACGGAAUAUUUUUGUUAUCCCUAAUGAUGCCAUUGAUCAGUGCACAUUUAGAAUUUAAUUUGUACAUGUAUCUUUGAUUAAGGCCUCGCUCGAAAAAUAUUUUACGUUCUAACGUUUACAGUUUUUAUGCAGUGGAGUUUACCUUCUCAAACUCAUUAAUAAUUCAUUAAGAAAAUACAAAGGAUUUAAUGAAAAACAUAAGAGCAAAAUUUUUGUUCAAACAUUUGACACAGUGUUUCAUCACCAGAUGAAACACCUCGAAGUUCGUCAAAAAUAUCAAAACUCUCUUUUUCAUCUGGAAUGAAAUUAUAGUAAAAUUUGAUAUAUUACAUGAAACAUAAGAGCAAAAUUGUUCCUAAGUUUAAGUUGGGUAAAAUUUAAGUUGUUGGGUAAAAUUUAAUACCCAUCCUUAUCUAUAGAAAAAUCAACUUUAAACCUCUAAAAGUAUAUAACAAUUUGGAAAGAAUAAUUAGGCACAUUCCACAAAAGAUAAACAAAUUCACCUCAUUGAAACUUGCCAGAAGGUACCACUAGUUUUAGUUUAAUUUUAAUUUUUUUUAAAGAAUCAACCAAUAAUGUUACCUGCAGUACCAAACGACAAUGAUCUCAUCAUUGCUUCUCUCAGCUCAGCAAAUUGGCAUACUUUUAAAAGUUGAUUUACUUCUGCAAUAGUUGCUGGAUACUGCCAAAGAAAUAACAACUGAUUACAUGUAGGUAUUUUUUCGUUUCAUUAAAAGCUGACAAAAAGGUUGGCAUUCUUAUUAUUAACUGUGUUACAUCAAUCACCCUGGUCUUCUGAUCUCGACAAUCCAAAUAGAUUGAUUCUUAAGUGUGCUAAAUUAAAGGGAUCCAUGCAAGAACAUCCCCUUGAUAAUCUGGUAAAUCUGGAAAGUGCUGCAAAGUUACAAAAUUAUGCAAUUUGGUUGCUCCUUUAGUACAGAAACAUUGUUGCAAACAUUUUCUCAUUGGAUUGUGUACCAUUUCCAAGAAAUUACAUCUACAAAAAAACACCAUUCUAACAUUGUAAUAACAGGCCCACUCCCCCUCUCCCCAAGGGAAAAGACAACCCCCUCUCUCCUGGACAAUUCCGUCCUUUGUUGAUUAAGGUCAAAGGUAUUAAUAUGGAUAGCGUACUAUGCGUGUUUUUUAAUUUGACGAAAUGUACAUGAUCAAAUGAGGUUUUUAAUUAGGUUGGGUUAGGCUUCAUCUAAAAAAGAGUAGUAUAAGACUUGGCGGUACAAGCAGACUUUGCUUAUUUUUGGUUGAUAAUUAUUGCCCCCAUAUCUUGGAACUUAUUAUAUACUGUUUUCAUAAUAUAGAAUUUAGAUUGUUAAAAGGGAUAGUAUAGGAUUUGGUGGUACAAGCACACUUUUGCGUUUAUUCAUACUGCGCCAACUCUUGGAUAUUUCUAUAUGUUUUUAAAAAUUAUUUUCUUAUAUAAAUAUAAUUAUAUAGAAUGUAUUGUGAUAUAAUUCAUGAUGAAUAUAAAAAAGAAUAUAGUGAAUGUCCAUUUUGAAAUGAAAAAUUAAAAGCAAAAACAAGCAAAAAUAUAGACUGUUCUGAGCAACCAAACUUAAUGACUGUCAUAUUGUAUGUACCAAUUGUGGCACUGUAAAUGGUUACUUAACAGCCAAUGAGUUUGUGGAUUUUCAUGAAAAUAGGCAUAGAAUGAGAAGGAAAUCGAUCUAUCACCUGAAAUAUCACCUGAAAUAUUCUAAGCCGUCUUUGCACGAUUGCGACAUGAAACUUCCUAAUUUCACCUUCCUGCUUUAUGGAGUACGGUAGGUGAACAAAACACAAAAAUUUUCUUUUUCUUUUUCUAAACUUUGAUACAGACCUUUCAGUUUCAACUCCAGAAAAUUUGGUCAACAUUUGACAAAUUGAGUGAAACCGAAUAGGAUUGAUGGAGUUUGAAACAGUGCAGGGUUGUCACUAAGGGCUGGGGGAUUUUCCCCAGCUACUCGGAGCAUGUGUCAAGUAAAACUCUCCGUUCAGGAAAUGUCGGUUUCAACCGUUGUGUUGGCUUUGUGUUGAACAUGUCGAAAAAGCGACAAAGGAAUCUGGACUCUUUUCUUCACCGUCAGCCAAGCAUCCAGUUUAUCAAAUUCAAGGUAUAAAGAUCUCAAUGUUUGCGUUUCAGGGUCCAUUAAAUUACUAUAAAAUUAAUGGAGGGUCAUUCAGAUUCUUUUUUCACCCUUCUCUGGCUGGUCUCGGGCACAACGUAGGUGGAAGUUAAACCGUACAUUUUUUGGGUAAAUGAAGAAAAUAUUCCAUUCAUCCAGACGAAGAUUUGCACUUUGUGAUCAAAUAAAUUUUGACAAUCAAAAGUCGACUAAACUACUAAAAACUACAGCAAAUAAAGUUUAUAAAAAGCCAUAGUUUCAUUCCACUUGAUGAAACAUGAGUUGGUUGCCUAGCACAUGACAAGUUUUUCCCUUGUGAGAGCGUGACUUUGCAUGGACUCUUCCUUUACAUGUUAUGUAAAUUUCUUUUUCAAUUAUUGCAAAGACGAACAGUACAGCGUAAUUUCAGACUAGAAGCAUCCCAUAGUAUUUUUCUCGUGACACCAACAAACCAAAAAAUCUGGUGUAAAAAAUGCUUCCGACAUAGAGAAUCUAUUGAUGCAAUAUGAUACAUAAGUUUUGUACGUACACGGAAAACUCAAAAGCAUUGUUAAUAAAAGCGAUAAUCAUGCACAAUACAUAAUCUUACAACAAAGCAUUUUUUUACCUUCGAGGGUCCAUUAUUUUACCGCGGUGAACAGGCGAACUAUGCGGCUUACAACUAUAGUCGUCAAUAAUCGUUUCUCAGACAAGUUCACAGGAACUUUUUGUAGGAUAAUUUUUUCGUUCCUUGGUUUCUGCUAUUUAUUUUGUUAUUGUUUGUAGUCAGUGUUCAUUAAACUGCAUAAAGAAAAAGUUUAUCCAGAUAGCUCAUUUAACCACUGCAUGUUUUAACAUUCAAGAUAAAAAUGCACCUGCCAAACAACAAUUUAGAAAAUGUAAGUCAUAAAUAUCAUUUCCAAACACUAGAAAAGAGGUUCAAGAGCAUGAUGAGGUGCAGGCAAAGCGACCCUGCUGUGAAAUCCCUUCCCAGCUCACUGGUGAUGUUACCCAUGAUGCUGUUGAUGCCUCAUUUCCAGCAGAAUCUGAGAGGCAGACUAAAGAUGGGAACAGCCAUGCAAGCAGCGCCUUUUCCGAUGAUACCAUAAGGUGCGCAGAUAACAUGUUUACAUCUAAGUACCAUCAGCGUGAACUCUGUAAAAGGGCUGGUUGUUGUAAUGUUACCAACAAUGAAGUGACAAAGAUUGCAAAGCAGUCUUAAAAUUUCAAAAUAGUUGGCUAAACAAAAGAUCAAUGUCAUUUUGUGUUACAACUGAGAUGUGGUGGCCUGUUUAUGUUGAAGGCGAGGGUCUGUUCUACUUACUGUGCAAAAAGCAUGACACGUCUAACCCUCAAAAUGAGACGAAAGUUUUUAACAAGGAGCCCUGUAAAUGA
Molecule: messenger RNA, 24388 nt
Organism: Porites lobata
Lineage: Eukaryota; Metazoa; Cnidaria; Anthozoa; Scleractinia; Poritidae
Source: the annotation of a GenBank genome assembly